Messenger RNA from Leptinotarsa decemlineata (Colorado potato beetle), 4037 nucleotides. It is a transcript of the gene Eps-15, whose product is annotated as Epidermal growth factor receptor pathway substrate 15. Gene Ontology annotation, molecular function: calcium ion binding; cadherin binding. The record is from RefSeq and is a predicted model, not a curated record. Gene Ontology annotation, biological process: endocytosis; endosomal transport. NCBI's taxonomy places the organism in Eukaryota, Metazoa, Arthropoda, Insecta, Coleoptera, Chrysomelidae. Gene Ontology annotation, cellular component: cytoplasm; clathrin coat of coated pit; plasma membrane.
AUCAUUAAAUGUCAGAACGAGGUUUACUUGAAUUGUCAAUAUUGAUUGUUGUUUGGAUUGGUAGUUGUUUCCACGAAUCCGACAAUUUUUAGUUAUUAUUGAAAAAGAUGGCUGCGUUGCCGUCUCCUACACAGGUAGCAGGCAGUUCUAGUGCCAUAUAUGAAGCUUAUUACAAUGUGGUUGAUCCAAAGGGCAUUGGAACUGUUGGUGGAAUGGAAGCAGCUCGUUUUCUCAAAAAAUCCGGGCUAAGUGAUGUAAUUCUUUCCAAAAUAUGGGAUUUGUCCGAUCCUGGUGGAAGGGGCUGUUUAGACAAAGCAGGCAUGUUUGUGGCUUUGAAGUUAGUCGCUCUCGUUCAAAAUGGAAAAGAUUUGAAGGUAUCCGAUGUUGGUAUGGAUGUUCCUCCACCAAAAAUGGGAGACAUUCCUUUGCCAAAACCUACAAAACCACCUCCACCACGAAACAAUACUUUGAUCACGUCAAUUCCACCAUCAGCCGUCGAUUGGACAAUUAAACCAAUUGAAAGGGAAAAGUAUGAUAAACUUUUCGAUUCUUUGCAACCCACCAACGGUCUGAUUCCUGGUAAUAAGGUGAAAAACGUCCUCAUGGAAUCCAAGUUGCCAUUCGAAACGCUAGGCAAAAUUUGGGAUUUAGCCGAUCAAGAUAAAGACGGAAUGUUGAAUAGGCAUGAGUUCGUAGUGGCUAUGCAUCUAGUUUACAAAGCUUUAGAGAAAUACGCGAUACCGAAUACGUUACCGGUGGAACUGGUCGAACAAGUCAAGAGGAAAAGUUCAACUUUGAUUAAAGGAAUAGACGGUAUCAAUAUAAAACCCGAAGUUCCACCUCUUCCGGUAUCUAUUCCGACUGCUUCUCCAGUUCCAGUUGUCAAAAAACCCACUUCCAUUCAGCCCGUCGUUAGUUGGGUAGUAUCGCCAGAGGAAAAGGAGAAAUCUGAUGUUCUAUUCGUGAAGAGUGAUAUCGACAAAGACGGUUUCGUUUCCGGUCAAGAAAUUAAGGAUGUCUUCUUACAGUCCGGCGUACCGCAGCCGGUGUUAGCCCACAUAUGGGCUUUGUGUGACAUCAAGCAAAGCGGUAAAUUGAAUGACGAACAGUUUGCGUUAGCCAUGUGGUUUGUGGCGAGAUGCUUGAAAGGUAUAGAACCUCCAGGCGUACUUUCGGCUGACAUGGUGCCCCCCAGUUUCCGGACUAUGAAACCUUUAGAUGGCCUUGUGCAAUUAGAAACUGUCACUAAGCAACUGGAGGAAAAAUGUGAACAGGUUGAUAAACUGAGAGCUCAGGCUGCAGAACAAGCAGAAAUGGUGAAAGCACAAGAAACGGAAUUGAAUAGCAAAAAGGAACAAUUGGAGGGACUCCGCAUCGAAGAAGAGCGAUUAGAAAAGCUGAAAGCUGAGAACACGAAGAAGUUGUCAAAUUUGAAUUCAAAUUUGCAAGAUACGCAGUUGAGCAUUAGCCAGGCCAAAGCUUUAAUAACUCAGCUACAGGAGCAAACGCGUCAAAUGAAUGACGCAAUAGCAACGUGCGACUCAGCAAUGGAAUCCGGCGAUGUUUCUCAAAUACCCGAAGCGAUUCUGAGAAUCAAACCGGAAUUCAAGGAUCCCGAAUAUAAUAAAUUAACCAUGAAUAGUGAUACCAGGAAACAGAUUUGCCUAACAAUUUACAGGCGCUGCUCAAAGUUACCCCAUACUAACACAUAUUCAAUAAUCAUUCCAGCCUUAAUAAUCUACAUGUAUCCUCUUCAGUUCACCGAUAAGCCGACUCCUAAGGUCCAAGCACAAUCUUCUAAAGGUCUCGAUUUCACCGACGAUCCUUUUCGAGAUUACCGGUACGAAGAUCCGUUUAACUUUACCUUUGACGACGAACCACCAUCGAACUCGUCCAAGGACUCGAAAGACCCCGCCAGCAGUGAUUUCGAUAAAAAUAAAUUCGACCCUUUCGGACUGGGAGGGAGGCAGUCGGUACCUUUACCUAGUUCGGACCCUUUUGUUAGUACGUGUGGUAGAGCCUCCGCCCCCCUCACUUCGCAAGGGUUCAGCGAAGUCCAACAACUGGAGUGGGCCGCCCUAGAGAGCUUGAGGCUCGAAGAGGAUCGUAAAAGGAGACAAAUGCAAGAGCAGGCCGAUUUAGAUUUAGCGAUAAGUUUAAGUAAAGCUGAAAGCAAACAAAUUUAGCUUUGACGUACGUCAGUGUCGUUAUUAACCAUCACGAGAAGAGCUUGGACUGCGUUGAACGUUAUUUUAUAAGUUGAUAUUUUAGUUUUUAAUGUUCACAUAUCAGUUUCGUUCGAGAAGUACUCAUUCACCGUUUGCAAUACUCUUUUACUAAAAUAGAUGUACACAGUAAUUCAGGUGAGUUGUCAGGGUAGUGUAUUGUAACUCUGAUUAGCUCUGAAGAUUUUAGGAGUCGAGUUUCUUUGAACUUUUCGAAACUAAUUCUGGAAUAUAAGUCAUAAUCGAACCAAGCUCUUUGACUGGAAUGCAGAUACGUUUGGUGGCGUCAGAAAUACAGCGGCGAUAACAGCGCCACUAUUUGAGGUUAUGAAGGAAGACUUGUGGUUGGAAUCGAUCACUUGUCGUUUAUCUGACCACUGGAUUCAUUGAUUAUGCUUCAUAAAUAUGACGUUCAUUUUGAAAUAUUUCGUGAUCUCUCUACAAAACCUGAUUUUGUGUACAACUUAUUUGCGUUAUACAGAGUUGUGUUAUUCCUUUUUAAUGUGUAUAAUAUGACUGGCUGUUUAUUUAGUUAAUGCUAUGAUUAUUUUGGUUUUAUGAUAAUUAUUAGUUUCUCACUUGAAGGGAGUUACACAUUAUUUUUGCCUUUUAUAAGAUGUAUUCAUUUUCAACAUGAAACUAUUUGAAAUUUCUCAUUCGAAUAAAAACUGAAUCUACAUGUUUCGAAAAAUUUCAAGGUUCUGACUGUGUACGAGACUAUUUUUCAGUUUUGAAUCUGCUCAAACAACAGAUGGUAGUUUAUUGAAAAUUUUCUAAUUUUUCGUCUUGAAAGAUAAAUGACGUGGUUGAUUCAGUAUUUUCAUGGUCCUGUAGUUCAAUUAUUGAUGUUAUCAAGUCAAAAUGACUUCGAGACCAGAAGAUACGGCACUAUUUGAGAAAUUCUGUUAGGACCUGAAAAACACUUUUUUGAAGCUUUAUUAGUUUUGAUUCUGUCCUAAUAAUUUAUUACUUAAUGUUAAUUGUUAUUAAAUUAUGUAGAUACCACUAAAAUAUAACUGGUCCCGGAACAGACUCUUGAGGAAUCUCACAAUUUACCUCAAAAAUAUCAUCUUAAUUGAUAUGCUUUAUUGUCCAAAGAACCAGAGGUCUCACUGACAAAGCUAAUGAUGUUCAUAUUCCAUAAAACUAGUACACAAUGAUAAAUGUGGUUAUCCAAAUAGAUAUAUGAAGGACUGAUAACAUAAUGAAAAUAGCUUAUAUACAGAAUAAAAGACAUAUUUGCAUACAAUUUUAUCUAAAUAUAUACAUUUGUAGACAACAUGAUACAAUACAAGAAAAAUUAAAAUACCAGAAACAUACUUUGACAAUAUAUUGAAAAAUACUAUGAAAUAAUUUAGAAAAAGUAUCCCUUCAAAACUGUUCUAAACUAUAAUAGGGUUUAAUUGUGAAUAUUCUGACCUUUUACUUGAUGAAAAUCAAGAACACUAUUGACAAUAAUUAUUCAAUUUUCACACCAUAAAUUUUAGUCAAGACGUGUUUCUCUACAGAGUAGUUUCAACGGUUGGAUUGGUACAUCAAACUAUUCUAAAAUAUUUUUUAUACAUCAGUAGGUAAUAACAACUUGAUUAGAUAAAGGACUGAUUCUCGUAAAACAGGUUGUUAAAAAACAAUUACAUUACAGUACAAUAUUGAUUCUGGAAAAACAGGUAAUUUAUGAAUAUGUUAAUAUUUGGCAUUUCAUGCCAAAACUUCAUUAGAUAAAAUAUUCAUUCUGGUAAAACAGGUAGUUUUUGAAAAAACAAUUACAAUACAAUAUUGGUUCUAGGAAAACAGGUAGUUUAUAAAAAUGUU